UACUCUGGCUGCAAUAAUAUUUGUGAUACAACCCGCGUGACAUUUACAAGGAAAUCAUUUGUAAAAUAGCAACAUUAUAUCCAGUCGGAAGCGUCUAGUGGACACAGCGAGAUAUCAAGCUGGCCGAAAUGCCUCUAAGAAACAGUUCCUGGUCCAUUCUUCAAAAGAGAAGUUCCUGACUGAGCUGACUGUACCAAGAUGGCCGCCAUGCGCGGAGGUUCUAUACUCCGCCGGAAGACAUGUAGCCUUUAUUGCGUUGGAUUCUCCAAACGCCGCGUCGUCUUUUCCCAAAUCCUCAUGAACUCUCCGAACCAUCUUUCUUUUGAUUUAUUAACGAUUUGGUCUCCCGGGUACCGGAAGCUUCCCGUAGGGGGGCGGGGGGGUUCCGGCUGCUGUAAAGUCGCAACAACAGCCCCGAACACAUUCCUCACCCACGGGAUCCGUGCGCCCGGCGCGGGAUGGGUUCCUUAGCGAGAUCUCUGCGGCUCUCCGUGCGCUGCGCCCGGUCCCCAGCGGGCACACCGGCCGGUCCGGAGCCGCUACACCGGGCCAGCAAACACCUGAGCGCCGGGGCCAGCAGCGGCACGGCGGGGGGGCUGAAGAGCAUCGACGAGCUGCCCGGUCCCAGUCUGCCCACCACCCUGUACUGGUUGUUCCUCAGAGGAUACGCGGACAAGAGCCACCUGCUGCAGGGGCUGCAGAGGAGCCUCUACGGGCCCAUCUGGCGUUCCCGCUUCGGCCCCUUCGACAUCGUCAACGUGGCGUCGCCCGAGCUCAUCGCCCAGGUGAUCCGGCAGGAGGGCCGAUACCCGACCAGGGCCGAGCUGCCCCACUGGAAGGAGUACCGGGAGCUGCGCGGGCAGGCCUACGGGCUGCAUGUGGACACGGGACCGGAGUGGUACCAGAUCCGCGGCGCCCUCCACCCCCAGAUGCUUAAGCUGCGGGACGUGGCCGCCCUACGCCCCCCCUCAUCAAGCAGGGGUUGGAGACCUGCUGAAGCGGGUGGAGCUCUCUCGGUGGGAGUCAGGACUUUCCAUGGGAAGGAGGUUGGCGAAGAUGGAGAUUUUCUGGCUCUGUCCAGGCUCAUCCAGCACUACGACGUGCGGCCGGAACCCGCAGACCCGCUGGUGGAGCCCAAGACUCGGACCCUGCUCAUCCCGGCAAAGCCCAUCAACCUCCGCUUCCUGCCCCGAGCCUGAGGGGGGGGGGGGGGCGCCACUCGGGACCCGCAGGGCCAGUCCGCCGAGAACACGUUCCCCGUCAGGCUCUCAGAGGAACAUCUGGGACGUGUCUACCACCUGGAGUCCCCUCAGGAAUCAGGAAUUGUUACCAGAAUAUCGGAGACAUUCAAGGAAUUUGACUUGUCGGUGCGACAUGGACAACAAGACCGAGGAGACAACGUGCUGCAACAAAAUAGCAUGUUCAAUUUACAAAUUGACGCUUUGACUCUACGGUAUAAAAUAUAAGACUAGAGGGAAAUAGAAUAAGCAGUUUGAAAAUAAAGGAUAAGAAGGAAUUUAAAAUAAAAGUUCAAACUAAAGUGCACCAGCGAACACACACCUGUGUGUGAAGGAGGCCGGUGUGUGUGAGCAGUGUGAAGGGAGUGACGUCGGUGGGAUGUCAGUGGGGGGCCGUGUGACAUCGAUAAGAUGCUUAUGAAUCCAGUGGAUCUGAAACAAGUUCUUCUUCAUCUUCUAGUGAAGCGUUUGUCUUCUCUUAAUCGUUACAGCGUGAUGAUCAGCUACUAACACGGAACAUUUAGUCCUCAUUUGUUUUCACGUAUAGUUUAAUAUUUGAUGAUUAUUGCUGCUGAUUUGUGUUUUUCUGGUUUCACAUUAAUUAGAUCAGAGUUUUAUAAGACUUUUAACAUCUUUAGGAAGGAGGGAAGAAGUCAAGUGAAACAGCGUGAGCUUUGACAUCUUAUAGUUUUAACACCAGAUUUAACAUUUUACUGAAGGACGACGUCAAAGGUUUCUGUUGUUUGAGAGGAGAUCAGUUCCCACAAUACAGCGCUCCAUGCGAGGUUACCAUGGUGACGGCGCCAUGACACCAAUAAAAACGUUACUGAUCCCUCCGA
Molecule: messenger RNA, 2077 nt
Organism: Gasterosteus aculeatus aculeatus (three-spined stickleback)
Lineage: Eukaryota; Metazoa; Chordata; Actinopteri; Perciformes; Gasterosteidae
Source: RefSeq, a predicted model, not a curated record